Molecule: messenger RNA, 477 nt
Organism: Paramecium sonneborni
Lineage: Eukaryota; Ciliophora; Oligohymenophorea; Peniculida; Parameciidae
Source: the annotation of a GenBank genome assembly
AUGAAUUUUAGUAAUAGCUCCUUUGAAAUAUCUUUAAUAAUAUUACUAACAAACCAACAAAUAGGAUUAUACUCGCAAUAUAAUAAUGCAAAUUAGAACAAAAGAAAGAAAUUGUUUACUGAAUAAAGUAAUGAAAGUAAAAACCCAGAUAAAAUAGUUAUGGAAACAAAAAGUAAUUUAAAUAAAAAUAAAUGCCAAUUUGAUUGUGAAUAUCAAAUAAAUUAUGAAUUAGAUAAUUAACUUUUAGAAUAAGAAUUUUGCCAACCAAUUAAUUGUGAUUAUGAUUAAAUUCCUCAGGAAAAUAAAGAUAAAGUUCAAAAAGAUUUAGGACAAGUAUAAUUUUAAUGAUUUUAGAUUUUUUAAGAUUAAUUAAAAAUUUAAACAAAAGAAACAAAAGAAACAAACAGUAAUAACUUUGUAGAAGAAGCCUUAACAUUUAAUUAGGAGGAACCGCAAAUAUUGGAAAUUGGAGAAUGA